Candoia aspera is the source of this 1626-nucleotide messenger RNA. It is a transcript of the gene WDR83, whose product is annotated as WD repeat domain 83. Gene Ontology annotation, biological process: mRNA splicing, via spliceosome. The transcript has 10 exons. Lineage: Eukaryota; Metazoa; Chordata; Lepidosauria; Squamata; Candoiidae. The record is from RefSeq and is a predicted model, not a curated record. Gene Ontology annotation, cellular component: catalytic step 2 spliceosome. The coding region runs from base 323 to 1273 and encodes 316 amino acids. Gene Ontology annotation, molecular function: protein binding.
AGGCCUUGAAACUAAAAUUUCUGGAGGAGGAGGAGGAGGUAUGUCGUAGCCCUUCCUUUCUCGCGUGGGGAAACUACGCUGAGCAGGGUGGAACUAAUGAAACUAGACUGGAGGAGUAAAUUGACGAGUUGACGCCUGUAUUUUCCUAUAAUCUUUCUUCUUGCUAUUUCGUAAUGUAAUUCCAGAGGCAACGAAUUCCCAGAAGCAACAUAGUCCUAACACAAUCUGCAUUAGGAUAUUCCUGAUUCUAGAGAUUUUGCUGUGGGUGUUCAGUAUUAUGCACAUGGAAAAAUCUUUUUAGUGAUCAAGCUACGUCUGUGUUAUGGCCUUUCCAGAACCCAAGCCCAAGAAGCCUGAGCUUCCCAAAAAAUUGCUGGGCACACUAGAAUGUAAACAAGGAGCUAUAAGAGCAGUUAGAUUCAAUGUGGAUGGAAAUUACUGUCUCACCUGUGGCAGUGACAAGUCGCUCAAGCUUUGGAACCCACAUAAAGGGACUCUCCUCAAGACGUAUUGUGGCCAUGGCUAUGAAGUCCUAGAUGCUGCAGGAUCAUUUGAUAACAGCCAACUUUGUUCAUGUGGAGCAGACAAAACAGUUGUGCUGUGGGAUGUUGCCACAGGCCAAGUGAUUCGCAAGUUCCGUGGCCAUGCAGGGAAGGUAAAUUGUGUCCAGUUCAAUGAGGAGGCCACUGUAAUUCUUUCAGGUUCCAUUGACUCCAGUGUCCGUUGCUGGGAUUGCCGCUCACGCAGACCAGAUCCUAUCCAAAUCUUGGAUGAAGCCAAAGAUGGCAUCUCCAGUCUGAAAGUCUCAGACUAUGAAAUUCUUACAGGUUCUGUGGAUGGACGUGUCCGACGCUAUGACCUCCGUGCUGGAGAGCUCUACUCAGACUACAUUGGAAGUCCCAUUACCUGUGUAUGUUUCAGCAAGGAUGGGCAGUGUACACUGGCUGCUAGCUUGGAUUCUACACUGCGAUUGCUGGACAAGGAUACAGGCGAGCUACUAGGAGACUACACCGGCCACAAGAAUGUAACUUACAAGAUGGACUGCUGCCUAAGUGAAAGAGACACACACAUUGGGAGCUGCUCAGAGGAUGGAAAAGCCUAUUUCUGGGAUCUGGUUGAGGGCUCCCUUGUUCUGGUCUUGCCAGUGUGCAAUACUGCUGUCCAGUCACUGUCCUUCCACCCAGCUGAAACCUGCCUGCUCACUGCUGCAGAGGGUCUUGUCCAGUGUUGGAGGGAAGAAUCUUACACAGCUGAGGAAGGGGCACCUGCCUGACUAGCAUUGCCUUCAUUUGAGCAGGACUGCAGAUGCAGGAUUGUGGACAUUUCUGACAUACUUCUCUACAGCAGAGUACAGUUCUGUGUCCUUUGCCUUCAGGAGGAAGGAUGGAGCAUAGUUUGGACUCUACUUCUUCUGUAGAACCAGCCUGACUGAAUGCCAUCUGUAGGACAGGAUCUCAUCUUAGGGAAAAUCCUUGCGCUUUCAGGACUUAAAAGUUUCCUUCCUUUAAGUGACAGUAUUUUUUAAUUCAGUCUAUGUAUUACAGCUGUUAGUCUGAGUAAAACAUUCCUUUUUUUUAAAUGGGGUGUUUCUGGAUAAGAAGAAAUUAAAAUACAGUUUAAAUUGUG